This is a messenger RNA of Melampsora larici-populina 98AG31, 1479 nucleotides long. RefSeq lists its product as uncharacterized. The record is from RefSeq and is a predicted model, not a curated record. NCBI's taxonomy places the organism in Eukaryota, Fungi, Basidiomycota, Pucciniomycetes, Pucciniales, Melampsoraceae. Bases 1 to 1479 code for a protein of 492 amino acids. The transcript is spliced from 4 exons.
AUGAGUCAAGCACCCACGAUGACGCAGGGCCCAUCCACAUCGGGUAGCGGCAAGAAACGACGCCUAAAUUCUGACGACGAGGGUGGCCAAGGUUUAGACGACCAAAUCCAGCCCUCUGAUUCAGACUCUGACCUAGGUGAAAGCUCGGAUGGGGAACUCACUCAUCAGGAUCUGCUAGAGCGCAAAAGAAGAAAGAAAGCGAUGCAGAAAGAACUUACGCAAAUUCGGCAUCGCGAUGAAGGGAUUGGGAAAGCUGCUCAGGCGCAUCUGACCCCCAAUUCUGCCACGCCUCUUGCACGAGCGAUUCAAGAAUUCACAAAGAUGCUUAUGGGGAUACCAAGGAAGUCAAGAAACUCAUCUUCUUUGGAUAUUGAUGCGGAACCAAGACUUCCUGAAGCUCCAACCGAUGAUGAACGGCACAAUUGGUUAACACGUAAACAGACUCGAGAAGACUUCAUAAGAAAUGCUCAAGAUAAGGGAAUGAAAAAGUACCUGUCAAAAAAACCUCCCGGCUACAUACCAAAUCGAAAACAACGGAAGAUGGUUGAGCACGACUCGGCAGAAGCAGCUACACUCAAGAAUCCGAUGAGGCCUGUGGUGUUUAAAUCGCGGAUGGCAUCUGGGGGACGAUCACGUUAUGCCCACCAUUGGGGUACUCAGUGCGAAGCUGCACUGGCGAUGGCUGGAUUUCCUCGGGCAACAUUUGAUUGGAAUGCCUCAUGGGAUACUCCAUGGAAUUCAACCACUUCUUCAAUCAUCUUAGCUCAAUGGGUGAAAGUGUACGAUGCAAAUGGUGCCCGAAAUUUUGGAAUACUCAGUUCAGAGAACACAGCCGCAAAUCGAGAAGAAAUUCUUCGACGAUGGGUUAGCAACAAGAUGCCCAAAUACAACGAUCAAACUCGGCGAGUUGAUGAGAUGAAGACACCAGCGGGUAAACAGAGGCUUAUCGAAAAAGAUGCUGAAAAACAGGGGAUUGCAAGGAAGAGACGUCUUCAAACAAAGAUCCAAAAGAUGCGGAAGGAUGAAGCUGUCAAUCUCUUUGGACAAGAUUCCACAGAAGUUGAAAUGAUAUCUCACCCCGAGAUUCAUUCAGAGGACGAGUAUGUUGCAGGCAACUUUGGCUCUCGGCAAAGGAAACGGCUUGAAUGGCGGAGCACGGAACUCGAUGUGUUUAUCAAUUUACUUGAUAAAUGCCAUCCAGGUCGGAAGAUAUUACCUAGAGAGAAAAGGGUGGCUCAACAAUUGAUUGAACGUGGGCCAUAUGCCCCUGAUCCAGAACCCGAUGCCUGUCCACCAAGGUAUUUUCAAGAGUCUUUGGUUAAUCCAGCUUGGCUUGAACAACAAACAGGGUUGAUUGUGGCCGAGCUCCAAUUGAAUGGAGAAGAAUCAGUCAAUAUCAAUCGUGCUAUUCAAGAAGCUAAGGGCACAUUGAAACGCCGUGGUGUUGUCUUGUCGAAUGAAACUCAAAUGUCGGGGUAA